UACAAAGUGACAUAAAUCGCGAUUCGUUUCUUUGUUUUUGCCGGUGUUUUAUUGUUUUCGCAGAUUUACAUAAUUAUUAAUUAAAUGGCAAACAGAAGUUGGAGCAAUCAAAGUCAAGAUUGGGACCCAAUGAGAGAUGAUUACAAUAACUCAUCAUUUGACCCACAAUAUGCUGAUGAUAACGCUGGUGGUGCUGUAAGGCUUGAUCAAUCUCGUUUAUACAUAACUAAUAUACCGAAGAAUUUAAACGAAGAUGGACUGCGUACCGUAUUUUCUACAUUUGGUACACUAAAAGAAACAUUUCUUAGUCGUGAUCAGAAUAAGCGGUUUGCUCUGGUCAAAUAUGAAACACCAGGGGAAGCGAAGCUUGCAAUGAUGAAACUGAAUAGAGCUGAACCACUCAAACUUGUUGUACACAUAGCACAUAAGAAAAACAAGACUAGUACGAACGAAACGAGAGACCAUGGUAGCAAUCAUAUGUCACAGAUGUCCAGAGAUGAGACAUCUAGUGUUUGCAGCAGGGGACGGAAUAGUCGUAAAAUGGAUGACACUCAACUAUCUAUAAAUAGUGAGGGAGAUAUGGAUGAAUUGAUGGCGGAAGAUGAAUUGGGUUUGGUGAACAGCUCUGACCCUGACCUUCAUUUGGAACUGGUCCAGCUGAAGAUGGAGCGCAUCAAACUGCAAGAGGAGAAGCUGGAGUGCAAGAGGAUGAUGAUUCUUAACAGAGCAGGAAGAAAGUCGGUUCCGUUAAGUUCCAAAGAUAGGAGUAUUCUUCCCGAUGGAAGGAUUGUUGUGAGAACUAACAAUGACAGACCCAAUGAUGUGACUGAUUCGGAGAGUUUUGGUGUUGGCAGUGGUGAUGCGCUAAAACUUCCUGGGCUGCAGCGUGACGCGUCACGCGCUUGCGUGUCUUGUGGCAUGCACGCGGACGCGUACUGCUCGAGGUGUGCUGUCACGCCGUACUGUAGUCUCGCGUGUCAACAGCGUGACUGGAGUGCGAGGCAUCACGCUGUAUGUCACAAUCUCGCAAGGUUGGCUGUAGGAAAUGCACCAAAUCCCGUGUCAACUGCACCCACCAAUUUACCAACAUUGCAACCCACCGCACCAUUACGUCGACCUCAUUCCCCGAUGAAGAAUAUAAGAAGAUUCCAGAAUACUGAAGAUGAUGGUGUUGGAUCACAAGUGAGAUCCCAUCGUUUAAACACGAAUUAUAGUUAUCAAAAUGGUCAAAACAAUAGAACACAAGAUAGACCUGGCAAUAGACAGAACAAAACAAUUCAAAAUAAAAACAAUAAAACUGAAAACACACAAACUCCAGAUAGAAUUGAGAAUAAAGGUAACAUACCUCCGUUACGACGACCGCAGAUACAAAAUGUAAUGGAAGAAGAUUGGACAAAUACACAAGCAGCGGGGCCUAGUAAUAUUAAACUAGCAAUGAAAUCAAUAAAAACAAUACCUGAUAAGUCAACAGAUGAUAAGAAAGUUAUCAAACCAUUAUCAGUAGAAGAUGUAACACCAACAAAGAAAUAUGUACCUAAAACAUGCUUAGUGGAGACGAUGUCUAUUGGUGACAUAGUGAUGGUGUCAAUAGACAAGGUGGCAUCGGAAUGCAGAAUCAAUGGGCCCGGGUACAUUGGUGUGUCAUUACAUGAGAAAUAUGAAGGAGAUUAUAUGAGUCUUUGUGAUGAAUAUGCCGCGGAUUGUGAAAAAGAAGGGAAAUUUACUCCUAGCCCAGGCGAUUUAUUCUCAUAUUAUAAUAAUGAAGAUGGUGCCUGGUACAGAGCUAGAUGUCUGAGUAAUAAUCUAGCCGCAUUGAUAGACAGCAGUUCUAUUGUCAGUAUGACGUCACAAUGCAGAGUUCUACCUGACAAGUAUACAGAUAUACCGGAGUUUUCUUGCUAUAUUCAUGUUAAAGGUGUUGAAAUCGGUGAUAAUGUGAAGUGUACACUGAAAACCAAACUAAAAGAUGGCUACAUUGUAGCUGUUGAGAAUGUCGCGAGCGGCGCUAGUGUCGGCGAAGGAGAAAUUAAAAGAUGGUGUCCCGAAAUUGAAUAUUCAGUUGCUAGUGUCGCUCUAGUGAUACCGGAGAUCUUGCGACCGGACGUGUGCGACAAGUCGCGCGUACUUUUAGUCGAAGCUACGGAGCUGAAGCGCGCGUUUGUACGCAGCGCUGACGUCACUGCGCAACGACGAUACGAUUCUGUGCUACAGGGUGUUGUGUUGUAUGGACAGAGUGCGGAACCUUUAACGGAACCACCAAAUAAAGGUCAACUAGUCGUAGCAAAGUAUUCAGAUGGACUUCACUAUCGUGCUAUUUGUAAAAGAACUAACGUUAAGCAGAAUAAAUAUUUACUAGAAUAUGUUGAAUUUGGUAACUUAGAAAUAUCAAAGUUAGAAGAUCUUUAUCCGUGUCCAGAGGAGUUUGACCUCUCUUCUCAGCCGGCUGAAGCCAGCCAGGUGUCUCUGUUGACUGGUGACUUUAAUAUCACACCAUCCGCUGUUGAAUAUAUUGAACAUUUGAAGGAUUCCUGCAUUGAAUUGAUACUGACAAAUGCAAAUGGUGCAAAGACAGCGCCAAGUGGUGCAGAAGUAAAACUCGUGGUUGCCGACACAAAGGAAUGUGUGAAUACAAAAUUGGAGGAAUUAUGUACACCGGAGUGGAAGAAAAUGGAGAAAAUAGGUGUAGAUGUUAUUGAAACUCCUUGUAUAAUGUAUAGUGAUUUGGAACAGUUGGAAUUACCAGAAAGUGGCUGCGAGAUUGAAGUGUUGGAUAUCAGCUCGCUAGAUGGCGCAACUAUAUCUGGUUAUAUGAAGGGGGAGACACUAGCUAAGAAGAUUCUAGAAGAAUUGUCUCAACAGAUGGAGGCAUAUUGUAAUAGUGAAAUUGGUAAAGAGCCUUAUUUGCCCAAAUUGGAAGAAUUGUGCAUCGCGCAAUGCCCGCCUUAUCCUCAAUGGUUCCGCGCAGUAUUCUGUGAGCAAGUGUCCGGAGCUGGUGGUGUGAGUGCUCGUCUAUGUUAUAUUGACUACGGCAAUAUGGAAGUAGUCCCUGUUGUUGCUCUGAGGAAAAUGUUGCCGGAAUUUGUCACUGGAAUACCGGCGCUGGCGUCGCAUUUGGAAAUUAAAGAUUUUCCUAAAGUACCAUCAGCGGAACAAUUAUCUAAAGCCAUACAACAUAUGGAGAUAAAUGACGAGGGUAGAGGUCGUCUCAAGGUCACCAAAUGUACCAAACUAGAUAAAGGAUUGUAUUUAGUUGAUGCCCCCGAUUUGAUAGCAGCUAUGAUGUAAUACUCAGACAAUGUUGGGCAAAUAUUGGUUAAGCAAAGUUGGGCAAAAAUUUAGUUGUUCAAAGCUGGGCAAAUAUUUAUUUGCUCUACGUUGGGCAAAUAUUUAGUUGCUCUACCUUGGGAAAAUAUUUAGUUACUGUACGUUGGGAAAAUAUUAAGUUGCUCUAAUUAGGGCAAAUAUUUAGUUGCUCUACGUUGGGCAAAUAUUUAGUAGCUCUAAGUUGGGUAAAUAUUUAGUUGCUCAAAGCUGGGUAAAUAUUUAGUUGCUCUAAGUUGGGUAAAUAUUUAUUUGCUCAAAGCUGGGCAAAUAUUUAGUUGCUCUAAGUUGGGUAAAUAUUUAGUUGCUCAAAGCUGGGCAAAUAUUUAGUUGCUCUACGUUGGGCAAAUAUUUAGUUGCUCUAAGUAGGGCAAAUAUUUAGUUGCUCUACGUUGGGCAAAUAUUUAGUUGCUCUAAGUAGGGCAAAUAUUUAGUUGCUCUACGUUGGGCAAAUAUUUAGUUGCUCUAAGUAGGGCAAAUAUUUAUUUGCUCUAAGUAGGGCAAAUAUUAAGUUGCUCUAAGUAGGGCAAAUAUUUAGUUGUCCAACUUUGCUCUACUUAUUUGCAAAUGAUUUGUAAAUUUUGUUUUUUUCCCACUGAUAGAAGUUUGUUCAGUACUAGGCAAUCACUAAACUAUUAUUCUUAAGAGUUAAGUUAGGUUGUAUUUAAUAUUAUUAACUUAUGCCCACUUUUGGGCAUUAUUGUAUAUUUUCCAUACUUGACUUCUUAGAAUUUCUGUUCACUAUUGGGCGAUAUUUUUUCAAGACAUGAUAUGAUUGAUCUUAUAUAUUUACUAUAGUAAUUAGGAUUUGACUUUGACAAAGCAAUUUUUGUAUUGACAACAUAAAGGAAAACUGCAAUAUUAAUCUUACUGAUAUUAUAAAUGCGAAUGUUUAGAUGUAUCUUCAAAACUGCUUUAUGUAUCUCGCUGGAAUUUGAUUAUAGAUGUAGAACAUAGUCUGGAAGAACACAUAGACUACUUAUUAAGUUAUUUUUUAAUUUGACGCGGACGGAGUCGCGGUUGACAACUAUUAUAAUAUUUACACGAUUUAAACUGUCACGUAUGUUCGUCCGGUGUCUAUACCGAUUAGGGCCCCUUAGGGCCCUUCAUUAGUAAGUUAGUUUCCGUCUCCGCGAGGUACCCGUCUCAUUCACCCUAAUAAAGGGCCCCGAUGGGACCAAAACUGGUAGAAACUUAGCGGAGUCGCUCAUAAAAUACGAAAGUAAGUAACUUUUCAAUU
Molecule: messenger RNA, 4561 nt
Organism: Papilio xuthus (Asian swallowtail)
Lineage: Eukaryota; Metazoa; Arthropoda; Insecta; Lepidoptera; Papilionidae
Exons: 25
Coding region: 85-3285 (1066 amino acids)
Molecular function (GO): RNA binding
Source: RefSeq, a predicted model, not a curated record